AUGAGUUUCUAAGAGAUCUCUAAGCAAAUAGAGGAGAUGACUAAUUUCCUUGUAUGAUUCCAUAAUAACUUUUUAGUUAGAAUAAAGUGAUGAUAAUUUAGUAAAUGCGUCUCCUACAAAUAGAGAAUAAAUAAAUCUUAUUAUACAUGAUCAAAAAGUAAAAUAGAGAAUUAAUUCUAUGCUAAAACAAAAAGUAAUUUAUGUUAUCCUAAAAAUAGAAUAAACAAUAUCCUCAUCAAUAUUUAACUGUUGAAUUAUCAAGUGAAGACAAUUAUGAAAUUGAGUUGGAUUAAGAAGAUAUUAAAUAAGUAACGAAAUUUUUAUAUUCAAAAUUAUAGGUUUGUGAAAAUUUUGGAGAAGUUAAAUAAGUCUAUACAAAACUAAAUGGAGCAAUAAUAAUUAAGUUCAAUACACUUUUUGAUGCUUUCAUUGUAUAUAAACUAUUAAACAAACAUUAAAUUAAAGAGUUGGAUGUUACUAUCAAAAUUGAAUUUACUACUUAACAAGAUUUAUUAGAAAUUAUGGAAAUAUAAGACUCCAAUUAAUAAAAAUUUACUUGCAGAUAUGAUGUUUAAAUUGAUAAUGAUAAAGACUUUUAAGUAGCACGCAAAAUUAUAGGUAAUUUUAUAAUUCAAACAUAUUUAGGAGCUAAGGGAUGUAAUAUGAAGAAAAUUAUUGAUUAAUGCUUAAUAGAUAGUGAUACAAAAGAAUAAGAUCUUGUUAAACUCAGAUUAAGAGGAAGAGGUUCUGGAUAUAAAGAAGGUCCAGAAAAAAGAGAAUCAUAAGAACCUUUACAUUUAUGUGUUUCAUCUAAACAUAAUCAUCUAUUUUUAAAAGUAAUAUAAUUGUUUAAUAAAUAAUAGGCCUGUUAAUUAGUUGAGUAAUUACUUAUAAAAAUUUAUGAUGAAUAUAAAUUAUUUGGGUUUAAUAAAGGACGUAAAUAAUCACACUAUAAUAUUAAAAGAAUUUAAUAAUCAAUAAAACCAUAAAUAAAGUAAAAUUUUAUGCCUGAAUUACCAAACUUUAAUUUCUCAAAUGUAUAUUCAUAUUUUUUAUCUUUUUUAGAAUUAAUUUGUUGAUUUUAACAAUGAAAAUAUCAUGGCAUAUUCAAACAUACCUAAUUAAUUAAUAUGA
Paramecium primaurelia is the source of this 1134-nucleotide messenger RNA. The record is from the annotation of a GenBank genome assembly. NCBI's taxonomy places the organism in Eukaryota, Ciliophora, Oligohymenophorea, Peniculida, Parameciidae.